This is a messenger RNA of Lentinula edodes (shiitake mushroom), 1101 nucleotides long. Its product is annotated as dienelactone hydrolase. Lineage: Eukaryota; Fungi; Basidiomycota; Agaricomycetes; Agaricales; Omphalotaceae. Gene Ontology annotation, molecular function: hydrolase activity. The transcript is spliced from 12 exons. The record is from RefSeq and is a predicted model, not a curated record. Bases 37 to 864 code for a protein of 275 amino acids.
CGUCGGACCAUUUUCACAAAAUCCGCCAGUUCUAUCAUGCUUGUAACAAAGACUUUUCAUGAUAUCCAAACUCAACUUGACUCUGGAGGAAGAGCUUUGAGAAUUUUUGUAAUCUCCCCUUCUAUUCCUAAAUACCCUCAAGCCAAAUUUCCUGGUGUCGUUGUCUUCAGUGAGAUCUAUCAAGUCACCGGUCCUGUUGAACGUUUCGCGAGUCAAAUCGCGAGUCAAGGAUUCGUGGUCGCUUGUCCUUCGAUUUACCAUGAAUUCGAAGGUCCGGAGGCGAUCCCCUACGAUGUAGAAGGAACCGACAGAGGUAACAAAUACAAGAUCGAGAAAACGGUCGCUGCAUUUGAUGAGGACGCAAAACUGAGCAUCGACCUUUUAUCCACACUACCAAACUGCAACGGACGUAUCGGAGCUACUGGUAUGUGCCUCGGAGGGCACUUGGCAUUCAGGGCAGCAUUCGAUCAACGAGUUCUCGCUUCGGUGUGUUUCUUUGCCACGGAUGUUCACUCUGCGACUUUGGGUAAAGGCAAAAGCGAUGAUACUCUAAUAAGAGUACGGAAUGGGGGUCUCACAGGGAAGGGCGAGUUGGUGAUGAUAUUCGGAAAGCAGGACACACACGUUCCUCGUGCGGGGCGUGAUCUUAUCCGUACCACAUUGGACGACGCGAAUGUCACUGUUUCGUUCCUCGAAGUUCAAGCCCAACAUGCGUUCAUCCGCGACGAGAGCUCCAAAGGACGUUGGGAUGCUGCACUCACUAGGUCAUUGUUCUCGUUCAUGAUGGAAGUAUUUGAUAGGACCAUCGGCGUCGAUCUUGGACCGCUGGUAGAUGACACGAAGCCACUUGAGCACGUAUGUUAAAUUGUCUGAACGACUUGGAAUGAAAGAGGAAGACUUUCCAGUGUGCAUAGCAAUUCCACAUCAUAUAUCCAGCCCCCAAAUAUUACAUAGUUAUGGAGUAGACCAAGGAUCGUCCCAGAUUGGCAUUCGGUACACUCAGAUGAGACUACUGCAACUAUACUUGUUCGUGUUCACUUCAGCGUGCGAACAGACUCCUGAGGCCUGAGAAUCCAGGCUAAAAGUUAUGAAAAAUGCCCA